Molecule: messenger RNA, 3103 nt
Organism: Salvelinus sp. IW2-2015
Lineage: Eukaryota; Metazoa; Chordata; Actinopteri; Salmoniformes; Salmonidae
Gene: foxo3b
Product: forkhead box O3b
Biological process (GO): regulation of transcription by RNA polymerase II
Cellular component (GO): mitochondrial matrix; nucleus
Molecular function (GO): DNA-binding transcription factor activity, RNA polymerase II-specific; RNA polymerase II cis-regulatory region sequence-specific DNA binding
Source: RefSeq, a predicted model, not a curated record
GCCUCUACAGUGGCGGUGGUAACGUUGGUCUUAUCUAGCCACCACUAUUGCUGCUGUUGCUGUAUAACUUUGAGCUUGUUGAGGGCUGUCACAUGACGGAAUGUGCUAAGUAGAUAGAUAUGUGUGUAGCAGAAGAGAUCGGGCCUACUGUGACCGAGAGUAUGAUGUGGCGUUUCUUUUUCCAUACCAACUGAGCUGCGUUCGUCAGUAAAGGCGACUUCUGAGAAACGGAGAUAUUAUUCUAAUUUCCGUUCCUUUUCGUUUUUCUAUCCACACUGACAACAAUACGCAGCGUUCCUGUAUCCAGUCUAGUUUUAAAAAGGACUUGAGUGUGAAAGGGAAUUUGGCAAGAUGGCAGCAAUGACAGAAGAGAUAGGACUUUGCAGGAAUUAAUCGCUGCCAUCACCAUAGCACGCAGUGACUGUACGCUUUUAUCCGUGGCAGACAGCUUCAGUGUGAUGACGUUUUACCAGGUUCUCCGUGGCUAUUGACGAGGAGGUUCAAACUGGUGUAUUCAGUUGCCUUGCAUCAAUGCGGGAUUUGAUCUUGUACGCGCAAGGUAGGAAUGUGUAAUCCGCUCAUUGAUGAACCAACUCGUGCUACACAGUAGAUUACUCGUGAACGAACUGCAGUCACUGUACUGUUGUCAUCAACAUUGCUCCAGGCGAGGAGAAAUACGACGAAUAUGCAGGCGAGGAGAAAUACGACGAAUAUGCAGCAACCCGUUUUGAACUGUUGCGAUUGUCAAAUGUAAAGUCGCUGUGGCUUGCAUAUGGAGCCAGGGAGAAUAGUCAUCGUUUAUUAGUUAUGGUGUUAAGACAUUUAUAAUAGUCCACGAGUAAUACGUUUGAAAUAUAUCCUGAUCAGCAUAGCGGUGCUUUUUUUGCUACUAGAGGAUUUUCUCAAUUCACGCGGAGUUGAUAGURACCCUUGGGGACUGCUGGUCUGGAAUAGCAACAAAGGCGGGGGCGCGCAUUCACGGAAUGUGAAUUUGACAACUCUCCACUACUUAUCUACUGACCUUAUCAGCGGGCAGCAGGGACGUGCGAGUGACUGAAGGAGAGAUGGCCGAGGUUCCAGCGCCCAGCAUUCACACUGAGUUGGACGUGGCCAUAGAYCCAGACUUCGAGCCACAGAAACGGCCACGAUCGUGCACAUGGCCGCUGCCCCGACCCGAGUCCAAUUCUGGGAAACCAGAGAGCAAUGACACUGACAUUAUACCCGAGGAAGAGGAUGACGAAGAGGAACAACAUGCCACUUCCAUGGCCAUCAACGUCAAUGGCACCGGCUCCAGCCUGGGAGCAGACGACCAGAACAGCAACAGCCCUACGGCCGAAGGACUGCUGUCCAGACAGGAAAAUGGAGGCUCCCCGCUCCCCUCCCAGUCCCCCACAGCCACUUCUGGCACACUCAGCACCAGCAGCCCGGGGGCGCAGACUGCACGGAAGUCCUCGUCGCGCAGAAACGCGUGGGGGAAUCUCUCAUAUGCUGACCUGAUAACCAAAGCCAUAAGCAGCACGCCAGACAAGAGAUUGACUCUGUCUCAGAUUUAUGAGUGGAUGGUGAGAUGUGUGCCGUACUUCAAAGACAAAGGUGACAGUAACAGCUCAGCUGGGUGGAAGAACUCCAUCCGGCACAACCUCUCCCUCCACAGUCGUUUCAUCCGUGUCCAGAACGAGGGAACGGGAAAAAGUUCCUGGUGGAUGAUAAACCCGGAGGGAGGGAAGGGCGGGAAGGCCCCCCGGCGCCGUGCUGUCUCAAUGGACAACAGCAACAAGUACACCAAGUCUGCCCGCGGCCGCGCAGCCAAGAAGAAGGCGGCCCUGCAGGCAGUGGCGGCAGGCGAGGGGAGCGGAGACAGCCCCUCAGGGCUUUCCAAGUGGCCGGGCAGCCCCACAUCACGGAGCAGUGAGGACCUGGAUGCCUGGACAGACUUCCGCUCACGCACCAACUCCAACGCCAGCACGCUGAGCGGGCGCCUCUCGCCCAUCCUGGCGAACCCAGAGCUGGACGAGGUGCCGGACGAUGAACCGCCGCUGUCGCCCAUGCUAUACUCCAGCCCUGGCAGGGCGCUGUCGCCCGGGAACCCUCCCACGCCCAAUGGGAAGGCAGUGCCCGCAGAGCUGCCUCGUUUGGCAGACCUGGCAGGAACCAUGAACCUGAACGAGGGGCUGGCGGAUGACCUGAUGGAUGAGCUGCUGGAUAACAUUACUCUGGCCCCCAACCCAACCGGACCGACCGCCCAGAGAGGAUCCACCGGGUUCAGCUUUGGCUCCAAGCCUGCCGGGCUGGGUUCCACCUCCUCAGCCGCCUCUCCCUCCGCUGCAUCCCCCUCUAAUGGUGCAAGCAGCGGCGGCUACAAUAAUUCCAUCUUCGGGCCUCUCGCAGCGGGUUCCUCCCUGCGGCCCGCCCCCAUGCAGACCAUCCAGGAGAAUAAGCAGACGUCCUUCUCCUGCAUCUCCCGCUUCGGCAGCCAGACCUUGCAGGACCUGCUCAACUCAGAGGGCCACAGCCACAGCGACGUCAUGAUGACCCAGUCCGAUCCGCUGAUGUCACAGGCCAGCGCCGCCGCCGUCAUCUCCCAGAACUCCCGGCGAGGCCUCAUGCUCUGCAGCGACCCCAUGAUGACCUUUGGGACCACGGUUGCUGGACAGGGAGGGCAGGGAGGUCUCUUGCACCCCCACAACCACAACCAGGGCUCCCUGAGGACCCUGAACGGGGGUCUGAGCCUGAACAACGAGGCCAACAUCAAGCAGCAGCUCCUGCACUCUCCACUGAGACUUGGAUCCAACGGCUCCUCUAUGAUGCAGAUUGAUUCGUCUCUCUUCCUGAACGGGAGCGCUGGUGGCAGUGGUGGGAUCUGCUCGCUAGGGCCCGACCGCUUUCCCACUGACCUGGACUUGGACAUGUUUAACGGGAGCCUGGAGUGUGACAUGGAGUCCAUCAUUAGAAACGAGCUGAUGGAUGCAGAUGGCCUGGACUUUAACUUUGAGUCUCUGGCCAACCUGAACGGAGCCAACCUUGGCAGCUUCACCAGCACCAAGCAGGGACCCCAGAGCUGGGUCCCUGGCUGAGAGAAAGGCCACACCCUAGAGGGUGCAGA